Messenger RNA from Talaromyces atroroseus, 255 nucleotides. RefSeq lists its product as hypothetical. The transcript is spliced from 2 exons. Lineage: Eukaryota; Fungi; Ascomycota; Eurotiomycetes; Eurotiales; Trichocomaceae. The coding region runs from base 1 to 255 and encodes 84 amino acids. Gene Ontology annotation, biological process: protein secretion. The record is from RefSeq and is a predicted model, not a curated record.
AUGUCCCACCCAUACCUCAUAUCCAAAAUCGCCGACCCGCUCUUCGCACUCCUCAUCGGCUCCUCAUCCGCAUAUCUACGGAUUCAGCGGGAUCUGAGCGAGGAGAAACAACAAUCUACCAACACUACAGAUGCGUCUGUGCAGAGUCAGACUCAACAAGGCCGACCACCACAAGUCAAGGCGCAGGAGAUUUGGAGCUUGGGUGCUAGGAGGGUUGGGAUGUGGUGGAGGGGGGAGUUUAGCGGGCUGAAAUGA